CCGCCCGCGCAUGCGCCGUGAGGAGAGCGCCAGAGGCCGUGCGCUGCGCUCGCUUGGCCCGCUCGCCGUCGUCGCGGCCGCCGCGGAGUAUCCGAUAUUAAUAAAGCAGCGGGAAGAAGAAAUAUGAAUAAGGCUCCCUCAAGGUCCAGCCCAGCACGAAGAGAGGCCUUGCCCUACGGAGAGAGAGAUGGACGACGCGACCGCUCUCCAAACCGCCACAGCCUUCCAAGAGACGCUCAAGAGAGCCGGAAUGGCAGAGAUUCCCAGGAUGCGCGGGUGAGAGAUGUGCGCAGCAGCGGCAGAGAGCCGAGAGACUUCCGGGACCCCAGAGCCCUAAGGGACCCUCGGGACACCCGAGAGCCGCUCUACGAACCCUACAGGGAGCCUCCCUACAGGCGAGAGGAGGGCUAUGACCGCUAUGCGCGCCCGGACGACUAUUACCGGAGGAAGGAUGACCAGUACUACGACCGCUACCGAGACCAGUUGGACAGACCCACCGUGAGCACUGAAGAGCGCAUGAAGCGGGAGGAGCGGCGCCGGGAAGAGCUGUAUCGCCAGUUCUUUGAGGACAUCAAGCGGCGCAUUGAUUCGGAGCGGCCAGUGGACUGCUCAGUGAUCGUGGUCAACAAGCAGACCAAGGAGUACGCGGAGUCCGUGGGGCGCAAGGUGCGCGAUCUUGGCAUGAUGGUGGACCUGAUCUUCCUCAACUCGGAGAUGUCUUUGCAGCAAGCCCUGGACGACGUGAGCAGAGGGGGCUCUGCCUUUGCCAUUGUCAUCACCCAGCAGCACCAGAUUCACCACUCCUGCACCGUCAACAUCAUGUUUGGCACCCCACAAGAGCACAGGAACAUGCCGCAGGCGGAUGCCAUGGUUCUGGUGGCGAGGAACUACGAGCGCUACAAGACGGAGAUCCGGGAGAAGGAGCGCGAGGUGAUCGCCAGGCAGGCCGCCAAGAUGGCCGACGAAACCAUUCUGCAGGAGCGGGAGCGCCCCCAGCAGGGGGAGGAGGGAAUCCGUGGGGGCCACCCUCCGGGCAUCCAGACACUCCUGAACUUGCUGUGUGACAACCGCUACCUGACCUCUGAGGAGACAGACAAGAUCAUCAACUACCUGAGGGAGCGCAAGGAGCGGCAGCUGAGAGCCACCACGGACUCCCAUCCAGCUUCGCACACCCGGCAGCCCCUCGGAGCCUCUUCCGGGUCUUCUCUGGGCACCUCGGCCAGCCUGAGCAGCACCCAGAGCGCGCAGGCCCCCCCCUCGGCCCCCGUGGCCUCCACCCCCCAGCAGGAGCUGCAGGCCAAGAUCCUCAGUCUUUUCAACAGCGGGGUGGCCAUGGCCACGGCCAACAGCAGCUCGGCCACGGGAACCUCCCAGAACACCGGCUUCUCCGCGGGGCCCAGCACACAGAUCCGGCCCAGCACCACCGGCAGCGGAUUGGGCCAGUCUCAGCAGCGGGCCCCGGCCCAGGGCCCUCAGUUUUCCAGCCACGGGGGUCCCACCAGGGGGGCAGGCCCUCGGGCCGCAGCUCCUCAGGCCUCGCAGCCGCUGUACCAGAACCGCCCGCCAGCCCCCAGCAACGCUUCCGCCUCCAGGCCGGCGCCGUCUUCCGGGAUCAACUUUGACAACCCCAGCGUGCAGAAGGCCCUGGACACGCUGAUCCAGAGCGGGCCGGCCCUCACGCACCUGGUGAACCAGACUGUGGGGCAGGCGCGGGCCGCCCCCUCCUCCCAGCCGCAGCUGGGCUCCUACCAUCGGCACUACUGAGGCCAAGGGCAGCUCUCUCCCGCCUCCUCUCCCCAAGGCUCCCCUUUGUGCAUGCCCCUUCCCGUGCCCACCCUCCAGGAGGCCCCCCUCCCUCACUGGGGCUCUGCCGCCCCCUCUCCCCCUGCUGCAGGCGUGGGCAGCCUGCUCCUCCUCUCACACAGAGCCAGAAGGGCUGAGGCGAGUGGAGUGUCUUCCUUCUUUGCUCUAGGGCUCCCUCCGUUGAGGGAAGCUGCCUGUGGACUUCAUGACCCCCCCUCCCCCGUUGCUUCUUUUCAGCAACAGCCACAGAAAUGCAGCCCCAGGCCCUGCUGUGCAGCUCAGGCCCCUCCCUGCAAGAAAAGGGCCAAGGAAUGUUUUCUCUAUUGGGUGGUCCUGUUGCCCCCUUGAUUUCAUGUUGUACAAACUUGAAUCUGCGUUGGAAACGGGGGUGUCUGUUCCUUUGCAGCUAGAGAGGCCUACUCAUGGAGGUUACUCCUUAGCCCCCUUUCUGAAGCUGUAGAUGUUCUGUUCUUGAAUGGUUUUGUCAUGUAGAUUCCUCUGUAUUGUUAACUGGAGGAUGCCACUUUUUAAUUAAAAAAAGGUAUAUAUACACACA
Messenger RNA from Podarcis muralis (Common wall lizard), 2359 nucleotides. RefSeq names its product nuclear receptor coactivator 5 (gene NCOA5). NCBI's taxonomy places the organism in Eukaryota, Metazoa, Chordata, Lepidosauria, Squamata, Lacertidae. Gene Ontology annotation, cellular component: nucleoplasm. Gene Ontology annotation, biological process: regulation of signal transduction. The record is from RefSeq and is a predicted model, not a curated record.